CUCACUGAGUAUACCACAGCCCUUCUGUCCAUUCUUGUCAUUGAUAUAAUCAUUUUACCAGAUCAUAAAAGUACAUUUUCCCAAUUUCAUUAGUUCAAUCUAAAAGAAUGGAGUUUUUCAAUCUUUUAGAAAACACGUUGGCGGUGACAGAACCCUAUGGAGGGCAUGUAAGAUGGGUUCUGACGAUUUUGCUUGGCAUGGUGGUUGCUAUCUGUCUUCACUAUGUGGUGAAGGCGUACCUAACCAGAAAAGCAGAAGGCUCAAAAUCAACUCAACAACUAGGUCAGAUAGAUGAGCCUAGGGUUGAGGAUAUGUCUUUUGAUGAGGAUAUGUCUUUUCUACAGACUGGACAGGAUCCCUUAACUUCUCCUAUCUGUACGAAAGAAAAAUGUACUGACGACCACGAGUCAACAUUUCUUUUCUACCAAGAACAAUACAAAGAUAAUGUUGAUGUAGAGCAUAUAAAGCUUACAAAACAGUCAGAAGAAGGCCAACCUCUGGCCAUCUUUGAAGAGGUAAACCAAUUCCAGCUAUUGAAAACUGUAACAAUCAUUGGCUUGGAACUGGAUGAUACUAGCCUGUCCAAUUUAUUUCAAUGCACUUCCAUUCGGUCCCUCAAAAUGUCAAAUUGUCAGUUGGCCUCCAUACCACGAUCUCUGGCAAACUUAAAAGACCUAGAAAUUCUCGACCUUAGUCAUAAUAACCUGACGACACUACCAUCUAGGCCUAUUCGCUCAAUGCCCUGUCUGAAGAGUCUCAAUGUGAGCCAUAACAAGUUAACAGCUAUUGGAGCUGUGGUUAGAAAACUUCAAGCUCUUCGAAAUUUGGACGUUUCUUACAACAACAUCGGAGACAUUCCGUACGAAAUACUUGAAAUGAAAAGCUUGGAGUUUUUUUCUUGCAGCCACAACAAGAUAACAAGAUGGCUUCAUCCAUCUAAUGGGGAAAUAGAGGCCAGUACAUGUCCUUUGAAAUCUCUGAACAUGUCAAGUAACUUGUUGGCAGAUGUUCCCCACAAUGUAAAACAACUAAAACACUUAUUGUUGAUUGAUCUCAGUAACAAUGAGAUUGGCGAGGUGCCUGAAGCUCUGCUGUUGAUGCCAACAUUGAGAGCGUUGCAUCUUGGCAAUAACAAAAUUACAAAGCUUCCAACUGACUUGGAUCUAAACAAACUAUCUCCUACUUUAUGUGACAUUGAUCUGAGUAACAAUAAACUAGAUGAUCUGCCCCUGGUCCUUUGCUUUCUUCCUUCGUUGACGAAACUGGACCUGAAGCAAAACAAAAUCAGCGCAGUAACCCAAAAUGUCAAAAGUUGUAAGAGACUUUCAGUUCUUGACGUGUCACACAAUAAGCUAAAGGAGAUCCCGUCUCAUAUCAGUUCUGUCAGUGCAAUGCGAAAGGACGAAUCGUCUAUUGUGGAAGUGGUUGCUUUAGCCAAGAAUUGUCUCUCCCAUUUCCCAGAAGCUCUCAUACAGAUGAAGAGCGUACAAAAGGUUGACUUAAGUAACAAUAAUAUCAAGGAAAUCCCUGAGACUAUCAUGGACAUGCCCAAAGAUGUUAAGCUAGAGCUGAAAGGUAACCCCAUCAUUGAUCCGCCCUUACAGGUCUGUCAGGCAGGGUUAGAGACAAUACAGGCAUUCUACGAAGACUUAACAACGGCCAGCAGUAUCACUCAGUGUCUCAAAACACUGUUCCUAGGGACCUAUGAAGCUGGGAAGACCAGCCUUGUUAGGGUGUUCCAAUUGAAACGCUCCGACCUGACAAAACCCGAUGAAAGAACACAUGGUAUAGAGAUAGCAGAAAUCCGUCUUUCAGCCCCAAAUACUCCCAACAUUACGUUAUCUGUGUGGGAUUUUGCUGGUCAGGAAACAUACUACAUAACCCACCAAUUCUUCUUGAGCGCAAAGGCUCUCAUUCUACUAGUUGUGAACUUGGAGGAAUGCGAUUCUGCCAGAUUUUAUUCAACAUGUGGAAACUGGGUGGAAAAUAUGAUAGCUAAGGUGUCCAGUUUGACCAAUUAA
Molecule: messenger RNA, 2021 nt
Organism: Branchiostoma belcheri (Belcher's lancelet)
Lineage: Eukaryota; Metazoa; Chordata; Leptocardii; Amphioxiformes; Branchiostomatidae
Product: malignant fibrous histiocytoma-amplified sequence 1 homolog
Exons: 4
Coding region: 108-2021 (637 amino acids)
Molecular function (GO): protein binding
Source: RefSeq, a predicted model, not a curated record